Molecule: messenger RNA, 3311 nt
Organism: Paramacrobiotus metropolitanus
Lineage: Eukaryota; Metazoa; Tardigrada; Eutardigrada; Parachela; Macrobiotidae
Product: PX domain-containing protein kinase-like protein
Exons: 11
Coding region: 658-2694 (678 amino acids)
Biological process (GO): protein phosphorylation
Cellular component (GO): cytoplasm
Molecular function (GO): protein serine/threonine kinase activity; ATP binding
Source: RefSeq, a predicted model, not a curated record
AAUAAAUCGUCACGUCAGUCGUCAGAUGGUCGGGAAAUGUCUUCCCUUUUAGACUUUAGUCGCUGACUCAUCGGUUAUUUGGAAUUUUUAGUUUCCGUUAAACUCUGUGCCUCAGCCGAUUGAAUGUAAACAAGCAGGCAUUAGUUUAUCUUCUCGACUCGAUUGUUUCUUUAUGGCUGAUUUGUAAUGUGUUUACAAACGCUCGGUAUGUUGUUACCUUGAUGGCUUGGAGCUACUCGUACAUGAGCCUUGAGGCUGGCAUAGCCAUUGUACGUAGUUCCUGCUCGUCUGAAACAUUUGCGCUGCUAUCGAACUAUCUGUCUAGGAUUUCACAUCUCGCAGCGACGGAAUUAUCCUAAAAACUGUGUUGUCAUUCAUUUCUUGAAAUGGUCUGAAUGUGCAAACACGCAAAUCUCUUCCAGAAUUUCAGUGUGCUUAAAAUAAUAUAUUUGUGCGUUGAACGCCAAAAUUAACGGCAGAUGUCUGGAAUCUCUAAUCGGCAAUGCCGCAAUCGUAUCAAAUCGACGUUGCUGAUCGGCUGCAUCUGAUAUUCCUUAGCUGGUUAUUACCGGAAAUUUAGCUCCGACAUGUUGUUUUUAACGCCUCUUCUUUGACUGACGAAGAAGUGCUCACAGACUUGCUAAGUCCAAUGACACCAUGGCCACCAAGUGGACGACGAACUUUGCAGCGCACUCGGUCUCGCAAAACGGCGCUCCUCUGGCCGAUCUCAACCAUGAAAUGUCCCCUUCCUUGGACACGGCCAGCUCCAACGGAAGCUACAGUGGACCAGAGCAGCCGGAGCGUUGGGCAGAUCGUGGCAGUCAGCAGUCGCACCGCCAUCAUCAUCGCGAUCCAGCCAGCGAAGAGUUCUUCAAUUCGCAUCGCUACGACGAUCUCCUGCCGCUCUGCCUCGAUAUCGUGGACGAGCGUAAAGAAAAGGGCAAACGAACGGUGAUGUACACCGUUCGUGUACGAACAGGCCCGUUCAGUGACGCUGCCUACAAGGAUUUUAUGGUGGAAAUUUCCUGUGAUGCCCUGCACCAGCUGGCCGCUGAUCUCAAACGCGAAGGCUAUGCGCCGGGAUGUACUCCGGGACAUUCUCGAACUCGCAAAACCAGCGGAAGAGAGCGCGAAGAAUACCAUCACGAGACCGUUGAACCGACCGCUUCACCCUGUCCAUCUCCGGUGCCUAGUUUGGCCAGUGAUCAGUCGUCCGCGUCCAGUGUCGCCGGGGAACUGGAUGUGCUGACAGCACUGCCGACCAAUAUGGCAACAAUGGCUUCGACAAAGCCGGCCAUCAAUGCUAGGCGCACCUAUUGGCAGGAAUUUCUGCAGUCGAUCUGCACUAGCCUUUUGGCUUGUACCAACCCCUCCCUGCGCUAUCUCUUAUUUCCGAAGUUGGGUUUGACCGAUUGGCAUGGUUUAGCUAUGCAACAUGCGAAGAUGGUACUAAACAGCGAAGGAAUAUGGGAGAUCGAUGAGCGAUUGCCAUGCAUUGGCUGGCGGUUUGCCAAACAUUACGCUAUUGUCAGAGAAAGCCUGAACCGGGAUUCCAAACUGAUGAUGAGCUGGACCUUCGUGAACCGGAAAUACUCGCACGUGGAAGUGAAAGAGCGCCAGGAAGCGUUGAAGCAGCUGCAGGUUUUACACCUACAGCAUCCAUUGAUAUUUCCUAUCGUUUAUGAAAGUUUUCAUGAAGCGGGGUGCCUGAUUAUGGAACCCAUCUGCUCCGGUGGUUCGCUGAAGGAUCGCAUUUAUAAAUCUCGGUUUACCAAACAUUUUCACAAAAAGUAUAUACGUUGCCACGAACGCCGGCCGUUUAGUUUGGAUGAAGUGCGUACAUAUGGUCGACAGAUUUUGGAGGCUUUGAAUGUUAUCCACGAAGCCGGCAUACCUUAUGGAAAUCUGCACGCUCGUAAUGUAAUGCUGGAAAGGGGCACAUGUCGUCUGGCCGGUCUUCACAACUCCAUUAUUGGCCUUCCUGCCUAUUAUCGCCCGUAUCUUGUACAACUUCCAAAAAUCUCGAUGUUUCCGUCUAUUGAUGUGUACUGUUUUGGGAGGAUUUUAUAUGAAAUGACCUUUGGAGAAGGUCUGGAUGCACCGUGCAUUGAAUCUCUGCCGCCUGAGUGUCCGUCCGAUGUUCAGUCCAUUCUCAAUCUUUUGAUCACUACCGAGGCGUGCUUUGUUAAGGGCAUGCCAACUGUAAAAUUUCUCCUCUCAAUUCCGUUCUUCAGCUCGGUGACCAUGCAAGUGGAAUGUCCGCCCAUUCGGCUAACAAGCAAAGUGGUCGGAUUCUGUCGUGGGCUGGCCGAACGCAUUGAAAAGCGUCUGAGUGAAGGCGAAAAAACAUUCCAUAAUACGGUUGUGAAAGACGGUCCCUUUUUCCGGCCAAUUAGUCCAGUUUUGGGACGCGUGAGAAAAAGUGGAAGCAUACAGGUGAUACGUAGAUUUUUCUCUCCCUCCCAUAAGAAACACCGGAGUCCUUCGAUGGGCUGCUUUGCUUUAGCAUCCGCUAGUGCACAGGAUACCGGAUCCGAGUCAGCUUCGGACGUGGAAGAUGCCCAGGCGCUGGCCUUGCGAGCCAAACAGACACGCAGUCGCAGUUUGGACAUGCAUGCGCACAAAUCCGCGGCCCUCGUGGUGCCAGUCUCCCCUUCUCAAGAUGUCAGUCACGCUGCCGUUCCCAGUGUUUGAUUCCCACUGAUCAUCAUCAUUAUUUAUUUCCUUUUCGCUUAAAUGCGUUGGCUCCUGUCACAGAGCGCAGCAUUCAAGAACUUGCGUUUAAUCUUUAAGUUCCUCUGGUUUGAUCUGAUCGUCCUGGAAUUUGCCUAUGAUCCCGUGAAUGUGAUCACUUAGACCGGCCGAUAAAAGUAUGGAUCGUCUGUAAAGAGUGGGCUAAAUUGUUGAGUAGCAUGGUGCUGCGUGUCCGUGACGCUGUUUUUUUCCGCAGUACUCUGUAUGCGUGCGGCAUUAUCUGCCAUCAUCCGAGUUUGGUUUCCCUCAUACGCACUUUUGAUUUCUGCGCGAAACUUGUUCACGGUUCACAAGUAUCGGUUGAUGUACAGUACUUAUAAGUCUCCAUUUUAUUUUUGUUGACAGCAUCAGACCCAGUGUCGCUUUGUUCAAGUCUGACGGUUAACUGAAUAUAACGUACCUUCAGCUUGAUUCUGCUUUUAUUUUUGACAUGUCCCUGUGAUGCUUUUGAACGGAGUUUGUCUAGCCGGCACAACAGAUCGCUAAGGUUCGGCCGUGAAAAAAAAAUCUUGAUGAUAGUUAUUACCGGCCGAAACCAAUUAAACAAUGGAUUUAAA